CAACCCCGGCUGGUAGUGCGGUGUGAGUGCGUGUGUGCUCCUGAGCUCGCUCGGCACACGUUCUAUAAAAAAAAUAAAAAUACAAAAAAAAAUUUUAAAACAUUUAAAAACGCUAAAAAAUCUUUUUUUCUUUUCUUUUCUUUUUUUUUUUUUGUAACAAAAUCGGUGAAGCUGGAGUAGGACGUCGGAGGACUUGGACGGUACAAGAAGGGGGCCAAAAUCGAACGACCAAAAAUUUUCUCAAUCAACGUUUGUUGCCUGUUAAGCCAGGGGAAGCCAGGAGAAACCAGGAGAAGCCAGGGGAAACCAGGAGAAACCAGGCCAAGUAGAUUUUUUUUUUUUUUUUUGCUUUUAUUCGCGGAUAAAUUUGACUGCAAAAGUUUCAGCGAUACAGUAUAACAACACGGCUCGUUGACUUAUAGUUUUACAUUUUAAUUAUCCGUCACAUUUUUACUGAAUAGCUGGGUUGUCACGCCAACGGUCUCGCUCGCGCUCCGGUUCCCAACUGAUAUCUGCCCCGCAGCUGGCGGCCGUCAGAACCGGCCGAGACCUUCCUCGCGCCCGCGGCGGAAACUUUUCCGCCUUCCAUUUUUCCUCGCUAACUUUCGCACCAGUCAAGCUCGCCUGCCUGCCUGCCCGCCUGCCUCGUCCCGAAAAUGAACCCCAGCGCUCCCAGUUACCCCAUGGCCUCGCUGUACGUCGGGGAUCUGCAUCAGGAUGUGACCGAGGCCAUGCUGUACGAGAAAUUCAGCCCUGCCGGAGCCAUCCUCUCCAUCCGGGUCUGCAGAGACAUGAUCACCCGGCGAUCCCUCGGAUACGCCUAUGUCAACUUCCAGCAGCCGGCCGACGCUGAGCGUGCAUUGGACACCAUGAACUUUGAUGUCAUCAAAGGACGGCCUGUGCGCAUCAUGUGGUCCCAGCGUGAUCCCUCUCUGAGAAAGAGUGGCGUGGGAAACAUUUUCAUCAAAAACCUGGACAAGUCCAUCGACAACAAGGCCCUGUAUGACACCUUCUCUGCUUUUGGCAACAUCCUGUCCUGCAAGGUGGUUUGUGAUGAGAAUGGGUCUAAAGGCUACGGCUUUGUACACUUUGAGACUCAGGAGGCGGCUGAACGAGCCAUUGAGAAAAUGAACGGCAUGUUGCUCAAUGACCGAAAAGUAUUUGUGGGCCGCUUCAAAUCCCGCAAAGAACGCGAGGCUGAGCUCGGAGCCAGAGCCAAGGAGUUCACAAAUGUCUACAUCAAGAACUUUGGGGAGGACAUGGAUGAUGAGAAGCUGAGGGAAGUCUUCAGUAAAUAUGGCAAUGCCAUGAGUAUCCGCGUCAUGACAGACGACAGCGGCAAGUCACGAGGCUUUGGGUUUGUCAGCUUUGAGAGGCAUGAAGAUGCUCAGAAGGCAGUGGAUGAAAUGAAUGGGAAAGAACUGAAUGGCAAAUUGAUCUACGUGGGUCGUGCCCAGAAGAAGGUGGAGCGACAGACCGAACUCAAGCGCAAAUUUGAGCAGAUGAAGCAGGACCGCAUGACUCGCUACCAGGGUGUCAACUUGUAUGUGAAAAACUUGGAUGACGGAAUUGACGAUGAACGACUGCGUAAGGAGUUCACGCCGUUUGGCACCAUAACCAGCGCCAAGGUCAUGAUGGAAGGCGGGCGCAGCAAAGGCUUUGGCUUUGUCUGUUUCUCGUCCCCGGAGGAGGCAACCAAAGCUGUGACGGAGAUGAACGGGCGCAUCGUGGCCACCAAGCCAUUGUACGUGGCCCUGGCCCAGCGCAAGGAAGAGCGCCAGGCCCACCUAACAAACCAGUACAUGCAACGGAUGGCCAGUGUGCGUGCCGUACCAAACCCCGUUAUAAAUCCCUACCAGCCAGCCCCUCCCUCAGGCUACUUCAUGGCGGCCAUACCCCAGGCCCAGAAUCGUGCUGCUUACUACCCAACCGCAGGACAGAUGGCCCAGCUCCGCCCCAGCCCACGAUGGGCCACCCAAGGGGUCAGGCCACAACACUUCCAGGGCAUGCCAGGUGCCAUGCGCCCUUCGGCCCCACGCCCUCAGACUUUCAGUACCAUGAGGCCUGCCUCCCAGGUGCCCCGAAUGAUGUCCACCCAGCGUGUUGCCCAGACCAUGGGCCCUCGGCCAACCGCUGCAGCAGCUUCCGCAGCAGCUCCUGUGCGUGGGGUCCCCCAGUACAAGUAUGCCGCAGGGGUCCGCAACCCUCAACAGCACAUGACAGCACAGCCACAAGUCACUAUGCAGCAGCCUGCUGUCCAUGUGCAGGGCCAGGAGCCUCUGACCGCCUCCAUGCUGGCUGCUGCUCCACCACAGGAGCAGAAACAGAUGCUGGGUGAGCGUCUGUUCCCCUUGAUUCAGAACAUGCAUCCCAGCCUGGCAGGGAAGAUCACUGGCAUGCUUCUGGAGAUCGACAACUCUGAGCUGCUCCACAUGUUGGAGUCCCCUGAGUCUCUCCGCUCAAAGGUGGAUGAGGCGGUGGCAGUGCUGCAAGCCCACCAGGCCAAGGAGGCUGCCCAGAAGACUGUGACCAACUCAACUGGUGUCCCAAGUGUCUGAACCCAAGGAAAGGGGAACCUUGAGCCAAGCUUCACCGAUCAGAGGGGGAAAAAAAAAAUUAAACAUGGAAAAAGAGAAAAUACACAAAACAAAGUAAAAAGAAGUGAAAUAACAUGAUAAAAAAGAAAGAACUAUAUCCAGCCAGACCUAGAGAACAGAAGGCUAGGUCUUGUUUGUUCAAGUUUAAUAAAAAAAAAUGCACAAAAAAAUGAAAAAAGUCAAAAUAAAAAAUGGAUGAGUAUGUUUUUAAAAAGAGAAUUCCAUAAGCAUUGAAAAUGAUGAAAAUGUUUCUUUCUGGCAUUUUAUCCCUUUUAAAUGUUUGACUGUUUGGGCUGUGGUAGACUCACAGGGACAGCCCAGUGUUGUGAAAUUCCCCAUGACCCUUGACCCCUGCUUGCUUGAAUAAAACUAAUAAAUUAC
This is a messenger RNA of Lampris incognitus (smalleye Pacific opah), 2978 nucleotides long. Its product is annotated as polyadenylate-binding protein 1. NCBI's taxonomy places the organism in Eukaryota, Metazoa, Chordata, Actinopteri, Lampriformes, Lampridae. Bases 657 to 2558 code for a protein of 633 amino acids. The transcript has 14 exons. Gene Ontology annotation, cellular component: ribonucleoprotein complex. Gene Ontology annotation, molecular function: RNA binding. The record is from RefSeq and is a predicted model, not a curated record.